UUCCCCUUCCUCUGCGCCUCCCGAGGAGGCUGGAGGGGGGCUCGCGAGGCCGCGCCGCCGUGGGCGCUGGAGCGCCCCGCACUGCGCCGGCAAGGGCGCGUCGCCGAGCCGGGUGCCCGCACUAGGGUGCGGGUCGGCGGGCAGCGGGCCAAUCUCCGACCCGGACUCCGGGGCCCCCGGCUGUCGCCGGGAGGAGCCCGAGCCGGCCCCGGGGCGCCUCCGCCACCCCGAGCGCCUCCCCCUGCUGCUUCGCGGGGCCACCCUGCACCCACACCCGCAGCUCCGAGGUUGUCACUUCUGCGCGCCGCUUCGAAAGGGGACCGGAGCGGGAGCGCUCCGGGGAGUUGUCGAGGAGGAUGCCCUAGUGUUGGCUAUGUCCCCAAGCUGCUUGCCGGCGCUCGCGAGGAAGGCAGUCGGGAUAACACCACCCAAACUUUCCUUCGCGGCAGCAUCGGGAGGAAACAACCCUCGCCGAGGCUCACGGAGAGCAGAAGGGAAGACUCGGGGCACCUGGAGGGGACAGGGCCGAGCCUGCGCAGGACGGUGCCCUUGGAGUUCCUGGGAGCCCUGAAGGCGCCCUAAGGGGCAGGACUAGUCGCCGGCGUGCGCUCAGGCGAAAGGAGGUUCAGCGGGCGCAGCGUCUCCUUUCCUGAGCCCCGCAGUGACCGUGACCUCCGCGCGCUCCCCGCGCACGUGCUCGUGGCCGAGGAAGAGGAAGGGUCUGGCGGCACACGCUGGGGGCAGGGACUAGCGGGCAGGCCCAGGGCGCAGGGAGGUGCCGCGGGGGAGCGCGCUCGCUGCGCCCCUGCUUCCCCCGGGACCCGACCGACUGCUUCUCGCGCUUCCUGCUGCGGGGCUCGGGGCCGCGAGCGGUCACUGUGAGCGCAGAGCCCGCUGAGUGUCGUGCCCGGUGCGCCCCUGGACCCGGCGCGGAGCGGCCACGCGGCGGGACAGGUGUAGCCGGCAGCCUCGGGCGCCGUGCUCCGAAGGACUGGGUGGGCUCGGCUGGCCGUGAGUUGGCUCGCGGGCCGCGGAACUCAGGUCCCCGCCACGCAGGUUGGUCGGCACGUCAUUUUGCACCGCCGCGGCCGGAGCCUCGGGCCGCCAGCUGAAGUGAAGGAAGUCGCGGCGGAACCCGGCUCCCCGGGCAUGACCCUGAUGCCCGCUGCUCGCGGCGGGCCCCGCGCCGGCCCCCGCGCCCGCCCCGGGACCUAGGCAGCUGCGCGCGGCCGCCGCCGGCGCCUCCCCCAUGCUGCUCGGAGCGUCCUGGCUGUGCGCGUCCAAGGCGGCCGCCGCUGCUGCGCAGAGCGAGGGCGACGACGACAGGCCAGGCGAGCGGCGGCGGCGGCGGCGGGCGGCGGCCGUGGCGGCGGGCGAGGACAUGGAUGAGUCGUCGCUGCUGGACCUGCUGGAGUGCUCCGUGUGCCUGGAGCGCCUGGACACCACUGCCAAGGUGCUGCCCUGCCAGCACACUUUCUGCCGCCGCUGUCUGGAGAGCAUCGUGUGCUCGCGCCACGAGCUGCGCUGCCCCGAGUGCCGCAUCCUGGUGGGCUGCGGCGUGGACGAGCUGCCCGCCAACAUCCUGCUGGUGCGCCUGCUGGACGGCAUCCGCCAGCGGCCCCGCGCCGGCGCCAGCCCGGGCGGCAGUCCCCCGGCGUGCCCUGGCCCCGGCUCAGGGGCGGCCACCGCGCUUGCGGGUGGUGGGGGCAGUGCGGCGGGCAGCGCCCCCGGCUCGCCCGUCUUCCUUUCUGGGUCGGCAGGCACCGCCGCUGUCAGCCUGCGCGAGCUGACGACCAACAGGAGCGCGCCGGUGGUAAAGACCCUCUCCCAGCUCCCCUGUGGCAAAGCCCUCUGCAGUUACGAGGGGAAGGAGCCCGGCGACCUCAAGUUUCACAAGGGUGACGUCAUCCUCUUGCGGCGCAGGCUGGACGAGCACUGGUACCAUGGGGAGCUGCAGGGUGCACACGGCUCCCUGCCCACCAGCUGCAUCCAGUGCGUCCGGCCCUGGCCACAGGCCCCGCCCCAGGGCAAAGCACUGUAUGAUUUCGAGAUGAAGGACAGAGACCAGGACAAGGACUGUCUAAGCUUCACCAAGGACGAAGUCCUGACCGUGAUCAGAAGAGUGGAUGACAACUGGGCAGAAGGAAUGCUGGGGGACAAGGUUGGGAUUUUCCCCCUCUUGUACGUGGAGCUCAACGACUCCGCCAAGCAGCUCAUGGAGUUGGACAAGCCAUGCCCAGCUGCUGUGUCUGGCUGCCAUGCCUCGUUGCCCUCUGACCCUCGCUCGGCGGCCAGUGUGGCCCCAGGGCCCACGGUAAGCAGCACAGGGGCAGUCAGUGCCUUUCAGCGGCGUGUGGACAGCAAGAAGAAUACCAAGAAACGCCACUCGUUCACCGCGCUCAGCGUGUCGCACAAGUCCUCUCAGGCCUCCAGCCACAGGCAUUCCAUGGAAAUCAGUGCCCCGGUGUUGAUCAGCUCCAGCGACCCGCGGGCCGCAGCCAGAAUCGGGGAGCUGGCUCAUCUGUCGUGCAGUGCUCCCACCCAGGACUCCUCCUCCUCGGCCGGACCCGCCCCAGCGGCUGAACAGCAGGGCACGGCUCCCAAAGUCCAGCUGCCCCUCAACGUGUACCUGGCGCUCUACGCCUACAAGCCCCAGAAGAGUGACGAGCUGGAACUGCGCAAGGGCGAGAUGUACCGUGUCCUUGAGAAGUGCCAGGACGGCUGGUUCAAGGGCACGUCCCUGAGGACCGGGCUCUCUGGGGUGUUCCCAGGAAACUACGUGACGCCUGUCUCCAGGGUUCCCGUAGGAGGGGCUGGGCCACCCCGGAAUAAUGUGGUUGGAGGGUCUCCACUGGCCAAAGGGAUGGCCGCAACCAUCCACCCAGGCGGUGGAAGUCUGAGCAGCCCAGCCACUGCCACCAGGCCCACCCCUCCCCUGACCACACCCCAGGCCCAGGCCCAGCACCAGGCGGCCUCUCCCACGAUGGGCAGCUGUCUGCGGCACUCAACACAGCCGGCGGCCAGCCAGGCCCGGAGCACCAUCCCCACAGCUGCCCCCUCUUCAGCUCAGGCUCAGGACCGACCCACCGCCACAGUGUCACCCCUGUGCACCCAGAACUCCCCUUCCCGCCUGCCUGCCGUCAGCCUCAGGCCCCACUCUGUGGUGUCCCCACAGCAUAUCCCCCAGCCCCCGACGCAGACGGUCAUCGGAGCCCAGUGCCCCCGGCCGGCCAUCCCACUCACGUCGGCAGCAUCAGCCAUCACACCUCCCAAUGUCAACGCCGCCAACCUCAACGGGGAGGCCGGAGGGGGGCCCAUCAGUGGCCUGUCGACAGCCAGCCCCCCCAGCACAGGAUACAGACCAGAUGAGAAGAAAAAUGAAAAGAAAGAGAAGAAGAGCGGGCUGCUGAAACUUCUAGCUGGGGCGUCCACCAAGAAGAAGUCUCGCUCCCCGCCAUCCAUCUCUCCGACCCACGACCCCCAGGUGGCAGUGGAUGCCACUCUCCAGGGCGCAUUGGGGCCCGAAGUGUCCUCGCGGUCCAUCCAUGGCAGGGCAGGGUCCUGCCCCAUAGAGAGUGAGAUGCAGGGGGCGAUGGGGAUGGAGCCACUGCACAGAAAGGCGGGCUCCUUGGAUCUGAACUUCUCCUCAUCCCCUUCCCGGCAAGCACCUCUCUCCAUGGCCGCCAUCCGGCCCGAGGCCAAGCCGUUGCCUAGAGAGAGGUACCGCGUGGUGGUCUCCUACCCACCCCAGAGCGCGGCGGAGAUCGAGCUGAAGGAGGGGGAUGUCGUGUUUGUGCACAAGAAGCGCGAGGACGGCUGGUACCAGGGGACGCUGCAGAGCACCGGCCGCACUGGCCUCUUCCCAGGCAGCUUCGUGGAGAGCUUCUGAGGACGCACACCGCCCGCACACUGGGCGCCGAGCCGGGAGCCGCGGCACGAGGAGGGGGAGCUGCUGCGUCAGGGGCCCAGGCCCUUCCCAGGCACCAGGGGCCCCUGGGUGGGGUGGGAGCUCCUGGCCUGGAGGUUGUGCUUUUGCCCAAACCCACGACUGAGCACACCCUGGGUUCGCCAAUGGAACGCCUCCCUCUCUGUGAACUGUAAAGAGAUGUCUGAAAAGGGAAGAAGAUGCUGAUGCGGCUGAUGGCGGCUGUGACAUCCCACAGAGCUGCUGUGCUCUUGGCGCCUCUUGGGCCAGGCUGGAAGCUCUGGCAGGACUGGGGACAGGGCCCAGAGCUCCUGGAGAACGUCUUUGCCCCCUGCCCCGGGCUUCCUGUGGGGUCGCGUGGCUCCAUCACCUCUCUAUAUACCUCAGUCACCUGCCGCCUGGCUCCUCAGCCCAGGGUGUUCCUGGCACAGGGGCCGUCACCGGCACAGUCCUGGGAAAGCCCCACGCAGCUCCCGUGGGGCAUGGGUCCACUGGCUUUGUCUCCUGCCGGUGUUUAAGCAGCGUUUGUGUUUCGCCACCACUGUCCCUUUGCAUUGCUUCUUUCUUACAUCUUUUUAAUGCACAGCUGUUAGACUUUAUAUAUUUCUAAUAGGCCAUACAUUCCCUAUUUUUCACACAUCUGGUGCUGCCUUUUUGUAAAACUAGUAAUGACUCGGUUGAGGUUGAGCUUGAAGCAGAGAUGUCUGAGGAGACAUCAAAUGGGCAGAAUUUUCACAUGUGCCGCAUGAAUCCCGGAGAAGUCUUAAAGCCCACGUGCUCCCCUCACAGUGUCGGCUAGUACUCCACGGAGUAAGAGGGAGUCCAUUAGGUGGUUGGAGGAAGUUUGGAAAAAGCUGAUUUCUUUAAAACGUACCAAAGCCCCAUGCUCUGUCUAGACAGUGAUAAUUAUUACUCAAGGACUGGAAACAUUUUGAGGGAAGGUCACUAUAAUUGCCUUUCGUGUGGCAGUUAAAAGAACAUGAAGGUCGACCCCAGCCUAGGAAGGCAGAAUUUUCCUUUUAUUGCUUUAGAGAGAAUGACUACAAUUAGCAUUAUCAGCAUAUGGUUUCCCACUAUCAAAAUGUACAGUUUUUACCACAGUUCAGAUUUGUCACCUUGUGAAGGUUCUGUCCUUUUUCUUUUUUUUUUUUAUAAGUAACUCCUCCUCCAUGACGCAGUGCAAACUUUGGUCUGGACGCUAGACGCAGUGGGGUUAACAGGGGUUUGAGACGUCGCUGCAGACUCGCAUGGCCCCGGGAGCUGGGAAGGAGAGACAAGGAGGAGGCCGCUCGGGCCGGGGACCCUCGGCCCCCCGCGUGGAGUCCAUGGAAUGACCUCCCGAGCCCAGCUGCUCGCGCCCCACAGCUCUGACGGGAGGAGCCCUAUCCCAAGCGGCCUCUUUCUCAAGAGACCCACACCUUAGGAACGCAUUCUCAUCAGUUCAGAGUCACAAUUUGUAAAUCCUCUCUCUCUGUAUUUUUACAAAACCACUCAGGUUUAAAUUAGGCUGAAUAAAUUUGGUAACGUAGAAUCUCGCUGGUUUUUACGGAUUCAACAGAAUCCAGAAACCUGGUCCCUGGCCUGGCGUGAUGCCUUUGAAGUACGAACGCCAGUUUUCAGAGUCCUACUGGGAUGUGACUUGGCUGUUUGUUACUGCCAGGUGGCUACCACACUGUGGGAUCAUGCCUAAAGAAAGGCUCUUUUUCUCUCUCCAGAUGAUAAUAGAUUUAACAGACUCGAGAAAUUUGUUCUGAAUCAAAGUCCAGGUUAAACAUAAGGAGCCCUGUGCGCUGAGUUAAUGACAAGCAGAAGAUAGGCAUUUGCCAUUGGUUGGCACAUUAGCUGCCUACCAAGCAUAAAAAUCGUGUGCAUGUUUAAAGUCAUGUCCUCACCAAAAACACGCACAGAUUAGCACACUGAGUGAGACACAUGUUCUCCGGUGAAACCAGAACUAACUCAAAUCCCCAGAUACAAGGAAAGUCUCUUUAUUUUCAACAACGGCAGUUACCAAGCAACAGAGCAUACUAACUUAGACCUCCUUUUCUCUCCCAGCUGCCGCCCGCAUGGUGCUCAUGGUGGGUGGGAAUUGCUGAGCAGCCUGGGGACCGUGGUGAGGGGGCCCCCCGGGGCCCAGCACCCGCUGAGCAGAGAGCUGGGGCAAGAGACCAGGCAUCUUUGUGAGGCAUCAGCUGGCCCUCUCGUGGCAGUGUCAGGGGUGGGCGUGUACUGCUUCGGGAGGGAAAGUGAUGCCAUAGGCCUGGCCAACGCCAGGGCAUCCUCUCGUGCAGGGCUCCUGGAGCUAGUGCCCAGCUCCCAGAGAGCAGGGACGUGCACGACCAGCCGCUGUGCUCUAGGCUGAGUGUUUUCAAACAUGUUCAGUCAGACUCGUCAGCCUUCAGGACCAUUUAACACCCAGAUGAGAGCAGCAGCAGAAUUAGACCCUUCCUUCAGGCCAUCUUGCCUGGAAGAACACACUCUUUGGGAUCCUAAGAUGAAACCAACACUUGCCGGAAACCCUCACGGUCCCUCCUGGUCCAGGGACUUAGACACCUUGUUGGUGCCGUGGCGUUUGGAUGCCAAGGUGACUUGCUUUGAGAAGCACAGUAGAGUUCACAGCCACCACUGAGUGAGGUCAGUGGACACUGAGGUGACAGGGACAUUCAGGCCACCAAAAGGCCACAGGAGCAGAAUGGGGAGAUGGUAGGCAAGCACUUCCCCGGCAGCCUCUCAGUGUGAAUGCCGGGCGCUGGUGCCCCAAACAAACUCAGCCGAGUGGCUGGGAAAUUGUACUUUGCACAGUUCACCCCCGCCCCAUGUUUUUGUUAUACACAAAUGUCAGUGUGUGAUUUUGGAAGAAUUGACAGUGAUAACAAACUGUGAUGCCUGUGCUUCUGAGUCCUUAAAUAAAAAUGA
Messenger RNA from Equus quagga, 6838 nucleotides. RefSeq names its product SH3 domain containing ring finger 3 (gene SH3RF3). The transcript has 10 exons. NCBI's taxonomy places the organism in Eukaryota, Metazoa, Chordata, Mammalia, Perissodactyla, Equidae. Gene Ontology annotation, biological process: protein ubiquitination; positive regulation of JNK cascade; positive regulation of proteasomal ubiquitin-dependent protein catabolic process. Gene Ontology annotation, molecular function: ubiquitin protein ligase activity; protein binding; metal ion binding. The record is from RefSeq and is a predicted model, not a curated record. Bases 1250 to 3889 code for a protein of 879 amino acids.